AUGCACCUCCUGCCUGCCCUCCUGGCAGCCGGGCCCUGCCCCACAUGUGUGCAGGCGGACAAUGGGACCGCAGGCCUGGAGCCCAAGGGGAGCUGUCCAGACGCCCCCAAACCGCCCACAAGGCCUGGCAAGUUCAAGGAGCGGCGCGGCCUCACACAGCCAGAGCGAGUAGCGAGUUGGAAAAACCUCCAAAUGGAGAGAGAGCGAAAACCCAACCAGCUGCUUGGCCAGGGCCUGGCUCAGCCUACGCACCACCCGCCCCCCAAGCCGCCCGCGUCUGCGAUCGUCCCCGCACCACCCCCGGCUCCCCAGGACCGGCCACUGUCGGGGGCUGCGGGGCUGCGCCCCCGUCCCCCGGGUCCGCAGACUCUGGCACGGGGCUCCCCCGACUCCGCAGCCCGCCCCCCUCCACCCGGCGGCCGGCGGGACGCUCCCGACCCUCCGGGCCGCAGCCCCUCCGGCCCCCUCCCCGCCCGCUCCCCGGCGCCUCCGCAGCCCUGCCGCCCCCUGCCCGCCCGCGGCGCUCCUACCCUGAGAAGCGGGGCGCGCCGGGCCGGGCGCGCGGGGGCUCAGCUGGCGACGCGGCCCGGCUGCAGGAAAUGCCAGAAGACUGAUCCAACCGCGGGAGCGGAGGGAGGGAGCGCGGGGCGGAGGAGAGGAGGCAGGGCGGAGGGCCGGAGGGCGCGGCGGCCGCAAAACCCGGGCGGGAUCGCAGUGCGGAGCCGGCGCGCCUCGGACCCCCGCCGCUGCCGGGCUGCGCCCCGCUCCCCCGGCACGCGGUCGGCUCCUUCGCUACCCCAGCCCGCCCCGCGACGGGGGUGCGGACCCUUCCGGAAAAGGGGUGCUGGCGGUGACUGGGGUCAGCCUCCAGGGUGGAAGCCACCAGAGCACAAGAGGAACCCCAGAAAUCUGAGCCCAUUGUCCUUGUCCCCCGGGCAGACCAGCUGGAGCCAGGCCCACCCACUUCCAGACCUGGCGGACCAGGUGGACCUGCAGGGGCCCUCGGUGAGGUCCUUCCUGACCAGCAGGAGGCUGGUCUUCCUGGAUCUGUUCGCCCUGCCUCCCCCACCCCAGCUCCUUGCGGUUUUGCUGGUUUUCCAUCCGGAUGGGGAGCCCCUCCGGGCUGGCGUGGUGCCCGAGCUCUUCUCCAGGCCUCUGCCCACCGCCUCACAGUGUGGCCGCAAAGGCGGGCCAACCCCACGGUCAGUGCAGCACGUGGCGGGGAGCCCCUACGGGGGCCUGGAACGCUCGCGGCUUCUGCGUCGACGCGCUGAGGCAGGGAACCCUUGCGGGGCAGAGGGGAAUGAAGGAGAGUCUCUGCAGAAAGAGGAGGCGGCAGGUCUCGCCAGCCAGGUGGGGCUGCCCGGCCCGCCUUCUCCUUCACACACCUGGCAAGGACGGCAGUGGCUGCAGCAGGCGGCCGGGCACCGCGCCAGUGACGGGGCGGCUCCCCGGGCCUCGGGCAAGAGGCGCUACGUCCUGUGGCUGCAGCCUCCGCUGCCCCAGGGCGCAGGGGCCGUGGGACCCGCAGGGAGUGGAGCCCAGCCUGCGCUGCGGGCGGCUGCUGGGCGGGAGCCUGGCUGUCGGUCCGUCCAGCAGGCUGUGUCUUUGACCACGUCAUCACCAGGCUGCCCCAGUGGACCUCCGGGAGCCGACGACCUCAGCAACUGCCGCUGUGGUCUUCCUGACCCCCUGACCUCCCCUGGGGCUGUCUGGCCGGCCCCUCAUCUGCGCAGCCUCACGGCGUACCCCCAUAGCCCUGGCUCAGGUUCCUACUCCCCUGAGACGAGCCCUCCGCUCUCGGAAGGGCUGCGUCCCUGGAGCCAGAACUCUGGGGAUGACCGCAGCUCUGCCACUUACUAG
Messenger RNA from Budorcas taxicolor (takin), 1863 nucleotides. Its product is annotated as collagen alpha-1(I) chain-like. Lineage: Eukaryota; Metazoa; Chordata; Mammalia; Artiodactyla; Bovidae. Bases 1 to 1863 code for a protein of 620 amino acids. The record is from RefSeq and is a predicted model, not a curated record. The transcript is spliced from 12 exons.